AGCCGUGUUGGAGCCAAAUCUCUUCCCCAGAGAAGAACCUAGCAGGCAGCAGAGACUAUGGAGCUAGCCUCGGCUCGUCUCCUCAGAGGGCAGAUUCCCUGGAGGGGACUACUGCUCACAGCCUCACUUUUAACCUACUGGAGCCCUCUCACCACUGCCCAAGUCACCGUAGACGCUGUGCCACCCAACGUUGUUGAGGAGAAGAGCGUUCUUUUACUCGCUCACAAUCUGCCGCAGGAGUUCCAAGUCUUUUACUGGUACAAGGGAACCACUUUGAAUCCAGACAGUGAAAUUGCACGAUAUAUAAGAUCCGAUAAUAUGAGUAAAACAGGACCUGCAUACAGCGGCAGAGAGACAAUAUACAGCAAUGGAUCCUUGUUCUUCCAAAAUGUCAACAAGACUGACGAGAGAGCCUACACACUAUCUGUGUUUGAUCAACAAUUUAAUCCUAUACAAACGUCUGUGCAAUUUCGUGUAUACCCCGCAUUACAAAAGCCCAACGUCACAGGUAACAACUCCAAUCCCAUGGAGGGUGAGCCCUUCGUAUCAUUAAUGUGUGAACCGUACACUAACAAUACCAGCUACCUGUGGAGCAGAAAUGGUGAAAGCCUCUCAGAAGGUGACAGGGUGACGUUCUCUGAGGGCAACAGGACUCUCACUUUACUCAACGUCAGGAGGACUGACAAAGGAUACUAUGAGUGUGAAGCCCGGAACCCAGCGACUUUCAAUCGAAGUGACCCAUUCAACCUGGACGUUAUCUAUGGUCCGGACGCCCCAGUUAUAUCCCCUCCAGAUAUUUAUUUGCAUCAAGGGUCAAACCUCAACCUCUCCUGCCAUGCAGACUCUAACCCUCCCGCACAGUACUUUUGGCUUAUCAAUGAGAAGCUCCAGACAUCCUCCCAAGAGCUCUUUAUCUCCAACAUCACUACUAACAAUAGCGGAACCUAUGCCUGCUUCGUCAAUAACACUGUCACUGGCCUCAGUCGCACCACAGUCAAGAACAUUACAGUCUUUGAGCCAGUGACUCAGCCCUCCAUCCAAAUCACCAACACCACAGUCAAAGAACUAGGCUCUGUGACCCUGACCUGCUUCUCAAAGGACACUGGAGUCUCCGUCCGAUGGCUUUUCAAUAGCCAGAGUCUGCAGCUCACAGACAGGAUGACGCUCUCCCAGGACAACAGCACCCUCAGAAUAGACCCUAUUAAGAGAGAAGAUGCCGGGGACUAUCAGUGUGAGAUCUCCAACCCGGUCAGUUUCAGGAUAAGUCACCCAAUCAAGCUGGACGUAAUACCUGAUCCAACACAAGGAAAUUCUGGCCUCUCAGAGGGUGCCAUUGCAGGCAUUGUGAUUGGAUCUGUGGCUGGAGUGGCCCUAAUAGCAGCGCUGGCAUACUUCCUUUAUUCCAGGAAGACUGGCGGGGGAAGUGACCAUCGAGAUCUCACAGAGCACAAACCCUCAACCUCCAGCCACAAUCUGGGUCCUUCUGACGACUCUCCUAACAAGGUGGAUGACGUCUCAUACUCUGUCCUGAACUUCAAUGCCCAGCAAUCCAAACGACCAACUUCAGCCUCUUCAAGCCCCACAGAAACAGUUUAUUCGGUAGUCAAAAAGAAGUGACAUUGUCUGUCCUGCUGACUGCACCAGUGAUGCAUUCCCAGAUUCUCUCCCUCACGGGAGAGUCCCUGCACACACGCGCACGUGCGCGUGCACACACACACACACACACACACACAUGCACACACACACGCACACACGCACGCACACACACACAUGCACACACGCACACACACAUGUAUACACUCUAUUGACUCCUUCCGUGUUAAUAGAAGAAAAGGUGUAUCCUGGAGCCUACAGAAAACCCAACCCUUUCUAGGCAUUAAAAUUUGGCCGAGAGAGAGGAACCAAAACGGCCCACCCCUUCACUUUUCUGUUUUAAAUUGAUGUAUUCUGAGCACAUUCACUCCUCCACCCAACUCCAAGUCCUGCCCUGUCAGAGUCUGACUUGAAUUUCGAUAAACCUCGGAGGUCACCUAAGUGCUUAUGCCAAAAACCACAAAACCAAACAAAGCAAAACAGAAGCAGGAAAUGGCCGAUCCCAUGUCUUAAGGCUGAUGCGAAGCCACCACACAUGAAGAUCAAAGCCAUAGGCAUUCGUUCGCUGGGCAGUCCGCACACCAGCCAACUGUCACAUUUACUGUGACAUUAGAGUCUCUGAACCAUGGGUCUUCACGCCUGAGCCCUUCUCCAGGAAACCCACUCAGAGCAACUAGAGAAACCCCUUGGCAGCAAACACCAGCAAUUGCUAAGCAGGGUGCAGAAGAAAAGACGACAUUUCUCACAUCUACCAGGAUGGCGCCCAGGAAAGCAGGGCUGGCGGUUUUGGACUGAGAGACAUAUGGAAUUUGAAAAGGGAACAGAGAGAUACCCUUUGAGGAGUGUCGAAAUUAUUUUAAAAGAAGCCAUAUUUGGAGGCGUUGGAAUUUUCCUCUUCCUAAGACAAUCCACUAUUUGACAUUUGUAGCUGCUGACUUUCCUUUCGCUGGGCGAGCUGAUCAGUUUGCCUUAGGGCAACUAAAUCUCACGUCUCCCUUGGCCCCCCGCACGCAAGCCCUUUGGAUCGUGAGCUCCAAACCAAAAAUAAAUAAGUGAAUCGUGAGGCGGUCCCUUGCAGAACCACUGUCAUGGGUCAGGCUCCUACUUUUCUGUAUUAGUCAAGAAAAGCCUGAGUUUUCCUUUCUCGUUUUUAUCCUGUCGUUCUGGCCACAGCCCGGACAGUCUUCCUCUGAGAUCUCUAGCUUGUCUACCUUCUUGUGUUUCUUUUAAACUCUCACGAAACUGCUUAACUUCAAAAAGUAAAAUAAUAACUUUCCUCAUCUACACCAGAAAGAGACCCAACUCCGUUUCUGGAAACCUAGGAUCAGCCUCCAGCUGCCCUCUGAACUUUCUGCCUUGUUUCCCCUUUCUUUUGACUCUAAUACCUCAUGCAGUGUCCUACCUGUUAGGAUGACAGCACAGGCCACUAGGCCUGGCCACCCGUACAUUCUGUCUGCCCUGCACUCUCAGGAAACCUUGGCCUCUGUCUGUUUGGUUCAUGUGAAGUGUGCCCUUAAAGGAACAGUCACUCAUACCGGAGGCAUUGUUUACAGCCUGGAACAUUCUACACAGUGCAUCACUGGAAAUGGGCUGCUAGCAGGGUUCUCGUACCCAGCCAUGGCCUUUCUGUAGCCUCGGAAACCUGCCUUUCCACCAGGGAUGAGUCCCAGCAGCGGAGAAAAGGCAAAUGUAGUCUCAGGAACCCGCUGUUCAAAGGCACACCCUCUGUGCCUGUUAACCAAAGGUUGUAUUUGAUAUCGAGUAUUUGGUCUCAUGCCAUGCCUAACAGGCUUCUGAGAGAAUUGUUUAGUUCUCCCACUCAGGGAUUUCUUUCAGGGAUUUCCAGCCCUAACAUGACCUGUGUAUAUUUUGCUUCACCCACGCAAUGCUGGGUUACUUCAUUUUGCCCGGCUAAAGCCAAAUCGGAGUUAUUUGUAAAUUUGCUCUAUGUUCAUAAUAAAAAUUUAUAUAUCACUGAUA
Messenger RNA from Rattus norvegicus (Norway rat), 3573 nucleotides. RefSeq names its product CEA cell adhesion molecule 1 (gene Ceacam1). Gene Ontology annotation, biological process: negative regulation of cell population proliferation. Lineage: Eukaryota; Metazoa; Chordata; Mammalia; Rodentia; Muridae. The record is from RefSeq and is marked validated. Gene Ontology annotation, cellular component: adherens junction; anchoring junction; microvillus membrane. The coding region runs from base 58 to 1617 and encodes 519 amino acids. The transcript has 9 exons.